Suillus discolor is the source of this 255-nucleotide messenger RNA. RefSeq lists its product as uncharacterized. The record is from RefSeq and is a predicted model, not a curated record. Lineage: Eukaryota; Fungi; Basidiomycota; Agaricomycetes; Boletales; Suillaceae. Gene Ontology annotation, molecular function: protein kinase activity; ATP binding. The annotation marks the transcript as partial. The transcript is spliced from 2 exons. Gene Ontology annotation, biological process: protein phosphorylation.
CAUAAGGACGCAUUUGAACUUGCAAAGGUAUUACAUCGGGACCUUAGUGUUGGAAAUGUCGUCAUCUACAAAGGGAAGGGCUACCUAAUUAAUUGGGACCUAUCAAAGUUAGUUAACAUUCAGGGUCCCCGACAAACAACAUGCACGGGAACCUGGCAAUUCAUGUCUGUGUACCUCAUUGAGCAUAAAUAUGCCAUACAUACGGUCAAGGAUGAUCUCGAGUCCAGCUUUUACGUUGUUCUGUGGACGGCUCUU